AUGGAAUCUAAUUUGAAUCAAGAUGGUGCACCUAGACCUUCUUAUGUGUUCAGUGCUGAUCCAGUGGAAAGACCUUCAGAAAUAAAUUUUGAAGGCAUUAAGCUUGAUCUAUCUCAUGAAUUUUCUUUAGUUUCUUCAAAUGAUGAGAUAAGUAGUUUGGAAUCCAAAGAUUACCUCCAGGUGUGUCUUCGAAUAAGACCAUUAACAGAGUCAGAAAAGGAACAUACAUCAGAGGGCUGUGUGUGCAUUCUGGAUUCACAGAGUAUUCUCCUUAAAGAUCCCCAAAGCAGCACUGGUCAGUCAAAUGAGAAGAACUCUGGGCAGAUGGUACAGAAAUUCAGUUUUUCCAAGGUGUUUGGGUCAGAAACCACACAGAAAGAAUUCUUUCAAGGUUGCAUGAUGCAGCAGGUAAAAGACCUCUUAAAAGGACAGAGUCGGCUGAUAUUUACCUAUGGGGUAACCAACUCAGGAAAAACAUACACAAUUCAAGGCACAGAAGAAAAUAUUGGUAUUCUGCCUCGAACUUUGAAUGUAUUAUUUGGUAGUCUUCGGGAAAGACUGUAUACAAAGAUGAAUCUGAAACCUCAUAGAUCCAGAGAAUGCUUACAGUUGUCACCAGAUCAAGAGAAAGAAGAAAUUGCUAACAAAAAUGCAUUGCUUCGGCAAAUUAAAGAGAUUGCUGUACAUAAUGACAGUUAUGAUACUCUUCAUGGAAGUUUAGUAAAUUCUUUGAAUAUUCCAGAAUUUGAAGAGUGUAUGAUAGAUUGCGAACAAACAAGCUUGGAUAUGGAUAGUAAUAUAAAAUGUUCCGUGUGGGUUUCCUUCUUUGAGAUCUACAAUGAAUGUAUUUAUGAUUUGUUUGUUUCUGUAUCAACCAAAUUCCAAAAGAGAAAGGUGCUACGACUUUCCCAAGAUGUAAAGGGAUAUUCUUUUAUAAAAGAUCUUCAGUGGAUUCAAGUAUCUGAUUCCAAAGAAGCAUACAGACUUUUAAAAGUAGGAAUAAAAAACCAGAGUGUUGCCUUCACAAAACUAAACAAUGCUUCUAGUAGAAGUCACAGCAUAUUCACUAUUAGAAUAUUAUGGAUUGAAGAUUCUGAUACGCCUCGUGUAGUACGAGUCAGUGAAUUGUCUUUGUGUGAUCUUGCUGGUUCAGAAAGAAGCAUGAAGACCCAUAAUGAAGGUGAAAGGUUAAGAGAGACUGGCAACAUUAACACUUCUUUAUUGACCCUUGGAAAGUGUAUUAAUGUUUUAAAGAACAGUGAAAAGUCAAAGUUUCAAAAACAUGUGCCUUUUCGGGAAAGUAAACUCACCCACUAUUUUCAAAGUUUUUUUAACGGUAAAGGGAAAAUAUGUAUGAUUGUCAACAUCAGCCAGUGUGGUUUUGCCUAUGAUGAAACACUCAAUGUGUUGAAGUUCUCAGCCAUUGCACAAAAGGUUCUUGUUCCAGAUGCUUUUAAUACCUCUCUAGAAAAAUCUUGUGCACCAGUCAAAUCUGCUCAAGCUGUACCAGUAGACAUCAAUAAUUCAGACAGUAAAGCAUUACAUGUGAAAAGAAGCAGGAUUUCUUGGGAAAGUCAUCUAGAAGAUCUGGCGGAAGAUGAAGAUAUGACUGAGGAUCUAGAAAAAACUGAAGAAGGCCAGAAUGUGGGAAGUGAAUUUACUGAAGAAGAUCUAGAUCAGACGCUAGAGGAAGACAAAGUUCUUAUUACUCGCAGGGAAAAAAGAAAACUGUUGGACUUAAUAGAAAACUUGAAACAAAAACUGAUAAAUGAAAAAAAGGAAAAAUUAACAUUGGAAUUUAAAAUUCGAGAAGAAGUCACGCAAGAGUUUACUCAAUAUUUGGCUCAAAGGGAAGCUGAUUUUAAGGAAACUCUCCUUCAGGAACGAGAGAUAAUGGAAGAAAAUGCUGAAUGUCGUUUGACCAUCUUCAAGGAUUUGAUUGGCAAAUGUGACCCUCAAGAAGAACCAAAGAAUAAAGAUUGUGCUGUGGAAGUUACGGCUCAAGAAGCUAUUUCUUCUUUAGAAAUAAAAUUAAAUCAAGUUAAAGCUGAGUUAGCUUGGACCAAAGAAGUAUUAAACAAAACCCAAGAAAAGCUUAAAAAGAGAGACAAUGAAUCAGAAAAUAGUUUAAGUUCAUUGGCUCAUGAGGUUGGGAAAUCUAAUGAGGUAAUAGAUAAGACUGAUACAUCUUUAAUAAUGAAUAAUGAAUUAGAUUGUAAUGAAACGGUUGAAAUUCCUAAGGACAACAAAAUUAAGACCUCAUUAAGAAGGAAAAGAUCAAAUGAAGGUGACGAAGAUGAACCAUCAGCCAAGAAAGGUCCUGAAUAUAUGAUCCAUUCUAUCUCUGAAGACCACAAGCAAAGUGAAGAUACGCAAGAAUCUAUUUCUAAAGAAAAAGACAUUUUGCAGAAAAGUUAUGAAGAGCUGAAGACACAUUUACUCAGUAUUGAGAAUGAGCUUAUGAAUGAAAAGAAAGAAAAAUCAGACUUAAAUAAUCAGAUUGUUACUGUGCAGCAAGAACUUUCUUUUGCAGAGAAAAAGAUUUUUACUUUGAAUGUAGAGUUCCAGCAAGUUCAAUCAAAAUAUGAAAAUGCACUUUCUGAAUUACAUGUGCAGAAAUGUAUUAAUCAAGAACAGGAAGAAAAAAUCACGACAUUGUCAAAGGAGAUAGAAUCUGCUAGGAAAAACAUUACAAGUAAUGUAGCACAGAUAAAAUUAAUGCAAACAAAAAUCGAUGAACUACGUAUGCUUGAUUCAGGUUCUCAUAUCUCCAGCAUAGACUUGCUCUCUCUCAGGGGUCUGCCCUGUGAGUCCGACAAGGAUAAUUUGUUGACUACCCAGUUACACCGUCUAAGUAGUGAUUAUUUGGCAAGUAAUCAGGUUAAAGAAUCUUGUGUUAAAGAACUCAGUCGGGAAGGUUCUUUCCACUCUAGUAUUGAAGCCAUUUGGGAAGAAUGUAAGGAAAUCGUGAAAGCCUCCUCCCAAAAGAGUCAUCAUAUCCAGGAACUGGAACAAAAAGUUGAAAAAUUACAAGCAGACAUACAAACUUAUACAGAUGAAAAUGACAGACUGAAAACCAGAGAGAGGGAGAAUGAAAACCAAGAUGAACUCUUAAAAGAAAAAGACAGUCUUAUCCAGCAGUUGAGAGAAGAGCUACAAGGAAAGACUGAUGCUCUUAAUGCUGAAGUCCAGCGCUCAGUUGAAGGUGAGAGAGCACUUUCAGAGCUUUCACAAGAUAUUGCUUGUUAUAAGACAAAAAUACAGGAAUUGGAAACAAUCCUAGAGACACACAAAGACAAAUGCACAGCCAAGUUAGAACAAGAAAUUUUGGAAAAGGAGUCUGUUAUACUUAAGCUGGAAAAAAAUCUGGAAGAAUUGCAAUCAAAUCUUCAGGAUUCUGUCACAAACACCAAUGAAUUAAAGGAAAGAGAAAUGAAACUGAAAGAAGAAAUUGUGCAACUAACAAAUUAUUUGCAAGAUAAGAAGCACUCAGUUCAACAAAAGGAAGAAGAAAACGAAACCAUCAAGCGAGAAAUGGAAAGGCUGAAAGAAGAGCUCUCUGCAAGCUCUGCCCUUAACCAGAACCUCAAAGCUGAUCUUCAGAGAAAAGAGGAAGAUUAUGCUGAGCUAAAGGAGAAACUCAGUGAUGCCAAAAAACAGAUCGAGCAAGUGCAGAAGGAGGUGUGUGUAAUGCGUGAUGAGGAGAAAUCACUGAGGAUAAAAAUUACCGAACUAGAGAAAAAGAAAAACCAGUGUUCAAAGGAACUAGAUCUGAAACAGCGAACCAUUCAACAACUAAAGGAGCAGUUAAGCAAUCAGAAAAUGCAGGAUGCUGUACAACAGUAUGAAAAAGUGUGCAAAGAUCUAGGUGUCAAGGAGAAAAUCAUUGCAGAUAUGAGGAUGACAUUGGAAGAGCAAGAACAAACACAGAUAGAACAAGAUCAAGCACUGGAUGCUAAAUUAGCAGAAAUGGAAAUGUUAGCCAAAGAAUUGGAGAAAUGGAAGGAAAAAUGCCAGGAUCUGGAAACCAAAAGUAAUCAAAGUUCAAAUAAAGAAUUUGAAGAAAACACAGGUGCACUUAGUAAACAGCUUAGUAAACUUCAAGAUGAGUUACAGGAAUCAGAACAGAAAUAUACAACUGAUAGAAAAAAAUGGUUAAGUGAAAAAUUGAUGCUUAUCACCCAAGCAAAAGAAGCUGAGAGCCUACGAAACAAAGAGAUGAAAAAAUAUGCUGAAGACCGGGAGCGCUGUUUAAAACAACAGAAUGAAGUGGAAAAACUUACAGCACAGCUCACAGAGAAAGAAACUCACCUUCAAAAGUGGCGAGAAGAACGAGAUCAACUGGUUGCAGACUUAGAAAUUCAGCUGAAAGCGCUGAUCACUAGUAAUGUGCAGAAAGACAGUGAAAUCGAGCAGUUACGAAAGGUCACGGCAGAGCCUUCUCGGAUGGAAAAACCAAGUGUGGAAAUCAUGCCCAGACUCACUUCAGCAGAUCCUGUGGGGGUUGAAACUGAAACUCAGCCAACAAGUUUGGAAACUCUAACAAAUGAAGUGGAGGGUGGGUCUGUGGUCCUUGAUUCUUGUGAAGUGUCAACAGAAAGUGUUCAUGUUACUCGGUUUCCAAAACCUGAGUUAGAGAUUCAGUUUACACCUCUACGGCCAAACCAAGUGUCCGUGAAACACCCUGGUUGUACCUCACCAGUGACGGUUAAGAUUUCAAAAGCCAAGAAGAGGAAAAGUAAUGAAAUGGAGGAGGAUUUGGUGAAGUAUGAAAAUGAGAAGAACUCUACACCCAGAUGUAAUUUGAAGUUCCCUGUUUCAGAGCAUAGAAAUUCUUCCUUGAAAAAGGAACAAAAGGUUUCUGGGCUCCGGUCAUCUAAGAAAGCCUAUGCUUUACGGAGUCAGGCAUCCACAAUUAGUUUCAACUUGAAAAAAGAAGGAACACUGCAGAAAUUCGGAGACUUCUUACAACAAUCUCCAACAGUUCUUCAGUCGAAAGCCAAGAAACUAAUUCAGACAAUAGGCGCUUCAAAGCCAGGAAAUAAGGACGAAAGGAAAGAAAGUGCACCUCAACCAAAACGAGCCAAACGGAAACUGUACACAAGUGAAAUCUCAUCUCCUAUUGAUUUAUCUGGACAAGUGAUAUUGAUGGACCAGAAAGUAAAGGAAAGUGAUCACCAGAUUCUCAAACGGCGACUUCGAACAAGAACGGCUAAAUAA
This is a messenger RNA of Elephantulus edwardii (Cape elephant shrew), 5220 nucleotides long. RefSeq names its product kinesin family member 20B (gene KIF20B). Gene Ontology annotation, molecular function: plus-end-directed microtubule motor activity; ATP binding; microtubule binding. Lineage: Eukaryota; Metazoa; Chordata; Mammalia; Macroscelidea; Macroscelididae. The record is from RefSeq and is a predicted model, not a curated record. Gene Ontology annotation, biological process: mitotic spindle assembly; microtubule-based movement. The transcript has 31 exons. Gene Ontology annotation, cellular component: nucleus; spindle microtubule. The coding region runs from base 1 to 5220 and encodes 1739 amino acids.